AUGGGCAGCAAUGCUCUUUCAAUCCCUUCCCGGCCAAUCGAGGAACGAGCAACUAAGGACUGUCCGACCAAUCUCUCUGGACCAUUCGAGUUCCCACAUUUGAUCAUCCCAGUCAACUCGUCGGCCCCCACGGUCGCCAAAGGAACUUCAUACUAUGGCGAAGUCUCAGCAACAAUCUCCUCCAUCUUCAACUUCGACAUCUCCCCGCAAGGUCCCAACCUUUGCUCCCUGGUCUUCUUGUUCCCUAGCAAGGAGGAACGUCCUGCCUGGACCUAUACCUUCGAGGGUGAUGGGAAGGUUAGCAUGGCCAGACUGGAAGGACCCGCUAACAAUGGAACAACCUACGAGAAUGCGCCAAAAGUAGCCGCUGAGCUGGGCAUACAGACGCUCGCUGCCGGAAAAUCGAACGUUAUCGCCACCUUUGACUGCCCACUCGGCCAGGCAAUCGCCUUUAAGAUGUCCAAUGCAGGAUCAACAAACCUCAAGUAUUUCCAGGACUACGGAAACCCACCGUAA
This is a messenger RNA of Trichophyton benhamiae CBS 112371, 516 nucleotides long. RefSeq lists its product as uncharacterized. The record is from RefSeq and is a predicted model, not a curated record. Lineage: Eukaryota; Fungi; Ascomycota; Eurotiomycetes; Onygenales; Arthrodermataceae. Bases 1 to 516 code for a protein of 171 amino acids. The transcript has a single exon.